Molecule: messenger RNA, 2085 nt
Organism: Trichoderma aggressivum f. europaeum
Lineage: Eukaryota; Fungi; Ascomycota; Sordariomycetes; Hypocreales; Hypocreaceae
Exons: 4
Coding region: 1-2085 (694 amino acids)
Biological process (GO): activation of GTPase activity
Molecular function (GO): GTPase activator activity
Source: RefSeq, a predicted model, not a curated record
AUGCUGACUUGCUGCGCAAAGAUCUUUCUCUUGUCCAAAGAUGGUGACAAUACUAAGAUAGGCUGGUCUCGGUCUCUCCGCGAGAAGAGAGAGUCAUACAAUGAACGUCGUGACCACUUUCUCAAGUUCAUAAAUCACCCUGAGGCUCUCACAGAGCUCACCAUUGAUCCUUUGGCUGAUGACCCAAAAUCCCCUUGGAAUACUGUCCGCGAAGACGAAGUUACCAGAGCGGAAAUCUUGCAGGACGUCCAAAGGCUGCCCGAUGAAGCAAACUAUCACGAAGACUAUAUGCAGCGCAUGAUUCUGGACAUCCUCUUUGUCUACUGCAAGGUGAAUCCAAGUAGGGGUGGCUAUCGACAGGGGAUGCAUGAACUUCUGGCUCCUAUACUACACGUUGUCGAGCAGGAUGCCCUGGAUCGAGAAUCGACUACCGCCAGUGAUGACGAGGAUAACCUCGAGGAACUGAUGCUCGAAACAAUCGACCAGUCAUUCGUUGAGCACGAUGCCUUCAUCUUAUUUUCUCAGUUGAUGGAGCACGCUCAGUCAUUUUACGAGGUCAAAGAUGUGCCCAACUCAAGCCCGCCGACUGACGGUCCAUCACAACCUCGAUUUCCCGAGCAAAGCUCUGCCAUUGUCGAGCGGAGCAAAUUCAUUCACGAAGUCUGCUUACAAAAGGUUGACCCAGAACUAGCAGCACAUCUCGCAAGUAUAGAGAUACUCCCCCAGAUAUUUUUAAUCCGCUGGAUUCGACUUUUAUUCAGCCGAGAAUUUCCUUUUAACCAGUUUCUUGUGCUUUGGGAUACAAUUUUGGCCGUCGAUCCUUCGUUAGACCUUAUAGACCUCGUUUGUUGCGCCAUGCUGCUGCGAAUCCGCUGGCAACUGUUAGAAUCUGAUUAUUCUGUUUGCCUGCAACUACUUCUCAAGUACCCACCACCCAAUCAGUUGCACGGACCUCAUACGUUCGUCGAUGAUGCACUCUAUCUCCGGGAUCACAUGAAUGCACAUGGAGGCGCAACCCUGAUCAAGAAAUAUUCGGGAAGACUUCCCAAUGUCCAAAAGAGCGCCGAGCCUGCUGAACGCGUCAGCUCACCCCUUGCCGGACUCGAUUCGAUUCGCAAAAAGGGGUUUGGACUGAAGUCACCAAUCCGCUCGCCAUCAAAAUUUCUUCAGCAGCAGGGUGGAGUGGAAAAUAUGAUCCAGGGCGUGCUGGAGAAGAGUGAAAAGCUGGGAAUCAAUCAGGCGUUACGAGAUGCCGUUGGCGAAAUAAAACGAAACAUGCAAGGCCUAAACGAAGGCCUUUCUUCACCGUAUCCGAGAGUUGUUCUGGCUGACGAUGGCGCUGUCAAAGCAUUGGCUGUUAUGCAGAGACGGAACGACCAACUGGCAAGUUUACUCGAGGAGACCGUCAUGAGCUUGAGGGCGCUAUCCCUGUCCAAUCUUGAAGACAAGGCUCGAAGCCUUGGCAUAAUUGAAGUUGCAGCAGCCAAAGUCCAAUUUGUGCAAAUAUAUCUGCAAGACGCCACGAUGGACAUUCCCACCGCAGACUCCCCUACCUCUGAAGAAGCUCAACUAGCGGCUGAGAAAAGAGGGGACAAGGAAAUCAAGAAAGCGUCACCACCUGAAAAAGAAAACCAACCUUUAUCACCCGGAUCUGGCACCAACGUGUCCGGCCCGAACCCCUCGAAAGCAAACACAAAGCUGGGAGAUGUAAAGAAGCCUAAAGAAAUCCAAGACCCACUCUCUAAUGCAGCAGAAGCCACAAGCAAUGAUUCCAAGAAAGAGGAGGUGUUGAGUGAAGGCCAACUCAAGGCUCCAGUGACUAUAUCUAUACCUGCUAGAUCGACUAUAGCACAGUCUUCAUUCUCAUGGAUGCUGGAGCCGGAAGAGUCUGGGCCGCCACAAACGCCUCCAGUAGGCAAAUCACCUACAGCUUCACAGAAGAGGCGUAACAACAAUGCUAGCCGGGAAAAGAAUGCGUUCCUGUUCGGAGAAGCGCCGGCGGAAUUGGAUGAAAGAGACCCCCUUAGAUCUGGCGACAUAUUUGGGAUGGAGCCCAUGCCAACCCCGCCAGCUAAGGGGAAAUGA